Molecule: messenger RNA, 222 nt
Organism: Phytophthora nicotianae INRA-310
Lineage: Eukaryota; Oomycota; Peronosporomycetes; Peronosporales; Peronosporaceae
Exons: 1
Coding region: 1-222 (73 amino acids)
Source: RefSeq, a predicted model, not a curated record
AUGGAGAGCGCCGAGUAUUCACUGGACGUCGAUACCGGUGACACCAUCACACGGUGCAAGAUGGCAAAGCAGCUGGUAGACCGCUUCGGGAAGCCGUUUGGCCCGAAAGCCACGAAGUGGCGAAAUGUGGGGACUUACGAAUUGGCUGCUGGGUCCGUUUCGGAUUCUUCGAUGGCCAGCGGACUCAGAAAAGUCCUUGACGAUGCAGUGAAGGUUCAUUAA